AUGAAUACCGGAGAAGGAAAAACCCUUACUGCUUUUUUGCCGAUUUGUCUUAAUGCACUGCUAGGAAGAACGGUUUUUGUGAUUACGGAAAAAAAACAAUUAUAUAAUGAUUGUGCGGUUGUCUAUACUACGGGUAGUGAGUUAGGAUUUGAUUAUCUGCGAAAUAAUUUAAUAACUAAUAUUGAGGAUAAAAGAAAACAGGAUUAUUAUUAUGCAAUUGCGGAUGAAAUUGAUUCACUUUUUAUUGAUGAAUGCACCAAUCCCCUCAUUAUUUCUCAACGAGCCCAAGGGGGAAGUGUCAUUAGUCCCGCCGAAUAUCAAUUAGCCACCAAAUUAGCCAAUUCUUUGGUGGAGAAAAAAGAUUACAAGGUCGACCAAAAAGAAAAUGAUGUUUGGCUAACCCAAAAAGGAAUUAAAAAAACCAAGCAUCUUUAUCAUAAGGAUAUCGAGUACAUAGUUGACAAAGAGGAACAAAAAUUGGUGCUAAUUGAUGCUUUAACUGGCCGUUUAGUGCCGAACCGGGUAUAUAGUUCAGGUAUCCAUCAAGCCAUCGAGAGCAAAGAAAAUUUGCCAGUCAGCACUAAAAGUAAAACCAUUGCGACCAUUACCUUUCAAAACUUUUUCCGCCUCUUUGAUAAAUUGUCGGGAAUGACUGGAACCGCGACGAGCGAAGCGGAUGAAUUUCGGCAAGUAUAUGGUAUGGAAGUUAUUGCUAUCCCCCCUUACCGGAAAUUAAUCCGUAAAGACCGCAACGACUUAAUUUUCUGGGACAAAGAGAGUAAAUACAAAGCGAUUAUUAAAUUAAUUAAAAAAAACAGCCAGACCAAAAAAAGACCAGUUUUGAUUGGCUCGCCUAGUGUGGAAAUUUCUGAAUAUCUUUCUUCAUUACUAGUUAAAGAAGGCAUUCCCCACAACAAAUUAAAUGCGGUCAACCAUCAGCAAGAAGCGGAAAUUGUCGCCCAAGCCGGGCAAUUAGGAACCAUUACUAUUUCCACCAACAUGGCCGGACGAGGCACGGAUAUCGUCUUGAGCGAGGAAAGCCGAAAAGCAGGGGGGUUAUUGGUGAUUGGAGUGGAAAGAAAUACCGCCCGGCGAAUUGAUAAUCAAUUGCGCGGUCGGAGUGGACGACAAGGAGACCCCGGUGAAAGCCGUUUUUAUGUUUCCUUAGAGGAUGAGUUAAUUAAGAACUUCGGAGUUAAAGAGCAAGUGGGGAAAAUUUUUAGCCAAAAGCAACUCAAAGAACUUUUUCAUCGCCCGUUGAGUGGAAAAAUAUUUAAUUAUCUCAUUUCCGAACCCCAAGAAACUUUACGGAAUUUCCACGCUCAUAAUCGACAAUAUCACCUUAAUUAUGACCUGCUUAUUAAUCGCCAAAGACAACUUAUUUAUAAUUACCGCAACAAGUUAUUAAGUGCUGCUGACCUAACCAAAAUAAUUAAGAAAAAAACCAAGAAAGCAAAAGGAGAACUUAUUCCGAUCGAGCCAGAAUAUUUAAAAGCCCGUUUGGUGAAAGAAAUCGACAAUUUUUGGUCGGAAUAUUUGGAGUCUUUAAAUAAAAUUCGCACUUUGGCUAAUGUCAAAUACUAUCUACCCCAAGAACCCCAAGAGGCCUUUUUUUGA
Molecule: messenger RNA, 1617 nt
Organism: Ambispora leptoticha
Lineage: Eukaryota; Fungi; Glomeromycota; Glomeromycetes; Archaeosporales; Ambisporaceae
Source: the annotation of a GenBank genome assembly